Messenger RNA from Anthostomella pinea, 885 nucleotides. The record is from the annotation of a GenBank genome assembly. NCBI's taxonomy places the organism in Eukaryota, Fungi, Ascomycota, Sordariomycetes, Xylariales, Xylariaceae.
AUGAGCAUUUUCCUCGACUUCGAUGGCACCAUAACAGCCCAAGACACCAUCAGCGAGCUCGCCAACUUCGCACUGCGCUUUCAAAAUUCUCGGCAGCAGCUGCAGCCCGAAGCCGGCGUCGGCGCGGACCUAAAGCCGCAGUGGGACGCCGUCGUCAAGGCCUACAUCGACGACCACAAGGCGCAAGUCGCAUGCUACCGCCCGGCCGAAGCCGCGCGUCGCGAGCUGCACGAGAAAGUCGCGUUCCUGCGGGACCUCAAGGCCGUAGAGACGAGGUCGCUCGCCCGCAUCAAGAGCUGCGCCCUCUUCCAAGGCAUCACGCCCGCCGCAUUCCGCGAAGCCGGGCGCGCGCUCGUGAGGGAGGGCACCGUGGUGAUCCGGCCCGGGUUCGCGGACUUCGUCCGCAGGCGCGUGGAGCAAGGGUGGCGGGUCUACGUCGUCUCGGUCAACUGGUCCAGCGCGUUCAUCGAGGGCGCGUGUGGAGGAGUGGACGGGCUGAGCGUCAUUGCGAAUGAUGUGCGCGAGGAGGACGGGUCGGUGGCGGGGCCGGAGGUGCUGAAUGCGGAGGGACGGGAGCAGCACAGGAAUCUGACGAAUUCUUGCGAUAAGCUGGAUGUCAUGACGGCGGUGCUGGAGAGGGACGGGUUGGUGCGGGACGGCAGCAGGUCGUUUUACCUUGGGGACUCGACGACGGAUCUGGAGUGCUUGCUUGCUGCGACGCGCGGGAUUGUUGUUGCGGAUAGGGACGACACGACGCUGCUGCGGACGUUGAGGAGGAUAGGAAAGAGCGUGCCGCGCGUGCGAGAUGCGGAUCAGGGUGCUGGGCUCUCGUGGGCGUCGGACUUCGAGGAGGUUAUGGCGCAUGUCGAGUUCGAACUGGGUUGA